CACCUCACUACCUUACAAGCUCAGUAGCUUACUUGUCACAUAUCGUUUAACUCUAGUUUGAGGAUGAUUAAGAACAUUCUAGUGCUGCUUGUACUAGCAGUGGGACUCUCUAAUGGGAUCGAACGUGCUAUCAGCAUGACCCAGAUCAGGGGUCUCAAGAAACUGCUGAAGGGACUUGGAGAUGGAAUCUUCGCCACUUGCAACAUAGUACUGUUCUCUGAAAUGGUUAACUACGAUGAAGCCGACAAUAGGUGCAAGAACUUCGAUAUUGGCUCGGGAGUAGGAGAAGAGGGAAAUUUGGUUACAAUAAAUGACGAAGAAAAGAACCAGGAUCUCGGAAUCCUCUUGGAAUUGGCCUAUCCAGAAAAACAACAGCCAGCUAGCAAGUGGACCAACACAAAAUGGGUCUGGGCUGGUCUCAGAAAAGUAAAGAAUAACGGUUACUCGAAGAAACCUCCACCUUACAACGGAGCAGAUUGGAAUUGGGCCGAUAAGUCAAACCCAAACGAUUUCAAAAAGUGGAUGAAAAACCAGCCUGAUCAAAACGCCCUCAAGCAAGGUAAGAAAGGUUGUGAUGAGCCACAGUGUCUCCAGAACCAAAUGAGGAUCAACCACCACGGACAGUGGGACGACACCUACAAGUUCAAGUUACAUCCUUACGCCUGUGACUACAAGGGUAAAUACAUCCUUUCUGGCGAACCUAAGACUUGGGAGUCUGCUAAAGCAGCUUGCUCUGCUGCUGGACUUAAUCUUGCCAAGGUUCGAAGCGUGGGAGAGGUUGAAGAGAUGAAGAACGCCAUGGAUUACUUCUUGGGAGCAGUGGACCCCGCCUGGAAGACCUGGAAUAAUAACAACUGGAUCUGGCUCGGAGGAAGUGACUCGAACGAGGAAGGAAUAUGGAAGUGGUUGGAUGGAGAGGUGGUUGAGGAUUGGAACGUUCCAUGGAGAACAAAGGCAGGAAAGGAUAACGCCGAGUACCUUAGCGAUUCUAACGGACAACAUGCUCUAGCCAUCUCCAGAUGGGGAGAGUUCGAUGACUCCUUCCAUGAUAGCACGCAGAGGAAGCGACCAUUCGCCUGCCAGUGCCCCGGAUCUUAGAUGACCGAACUGUUAGAAACCACGGAUUGCUUAACAGCUGAAAGACAAUAGUAUACGAGUUUAGACAAUGAGUUUUGGGUUUUAUUUUUACCUAUUAUUUUAUCAGCGUGAUAAGUUUGCUUAUCAUUCCUAUGUAAUUUUAGUGGUUUGUUAUUAAAUGUAUUAUUGUUGAACAUAUUGUCCUCUCUUUGAGCGAUUGUAAAAUGAUGUCAUGACCAU
Messenger RNA from Bolinopsis microptera, 1317 nucleotides. RefSeq lists its product as uncharacterized. The transcript has a single exon. Bases 64 to 1098 code for a protein of 344 amino acids. The record is from RefSeq and is a predicted model, not a curated record. NCBI's taxonomy places the organism in Eukaryota, Metazoa, Ctenophora, Tentaculata, Lobata, Bolinopsidae.